Molecule: messenger RNA, 1040 nt
Organism: Gorilla gorilla gorilla (western lowland gorilla)
Lineage: Eukaryota; Metazoa; Chordata; Mammalia; Primates; Hominidae
Gene: BIRC7
Product: baculoviral IAP repeat containing 7
Exons: 7
Coding region: 1-897 (298 amino acids)
Biological process (GO): positive regulation of protein ubiquitination; negative regulation of apoptotic process; regulation of cell cycle
Cellular component (GO): nucleus; cytoplasm
Molecular function (GO): ubiquitin protein ligase activity; cysteine-type endopeptidase inhibitor activity involved in apoptotic process
Source: RefSeq, a predicted model, not a curated record
AUGGGGCCUAAAGACAGUGCCAAGUGCCUGCACCGUGGACCACAGCCGAGCCACUGGGCAGCCGGUGAUGGUCCCACGCAGGAGCGCGGUGGACCCCGCUCUCUGGGCAGCCCUGUCCUAGGCCUGGACACCUGCAGAGCCUGGGACCACGUGGAUGGGCAGAUCCUGGGCCAGCUGCGGCCCCUGACAGAGGAGGAAGAGGAGGAGGGCGCCGGGGCCACCUUGUCCAGGGGGCCUGCCUUCCCCGGCAUGGGCUCUGAGGAGUUGCGUCUGGCCUCCUUCUAUGACUGGCCGCUGACUGCUGAGGUGCCACCUGAGCUGCUGGCUGCUGCCGGCUUCUUCCACACAGGCCAUCAGGACAAGGUGAGGUGCUUCUUCUGCUAUGGGGGCCUGCAGAGCUGGAAGCGCGGGGACGACCCCUGGACGGAGCAUGCCAAGUGGUUCCCCAGCUGUCAGUUCCUGCUCCGGUCAAAAGGAAGAGACUUUGUCCACAGUGUGCAGGAGACUCACUCCCAGCUGCUGGGCUCCUGGGACCCGUGGGAAGAACCGGAAGACGCAGCCCCUGUGGCCCCCUCCGUCCCUGCCUCUGGGUACCCUGAGCUGCCCACGCCCAGGAGAGAGGUCCAGUCUGAAAGCGCCCAGGAGCCAGGAGGGGUCAGUCCAGCCCAGGCCCAGAGAGCGUGGUGGGUUCUUGAGCCCCCAGGAGCCAGGGAUGUGGAGGAGCAGCUGCGGCGGCUGCAGGAGGAGAGGACGUGCAAGGUGUGCCUGGACCGCGCCGUGUCCAUCGUCUUUGUGCCGUGCGGCCACCUGGUCUGUGCUGAGUGUGCCCCCAGCCUGCAGCUGUGCCCCAUCUGCAGAGCCCCCGUCCGCAGCCGCGUGCGCACCUUCCUGUCCUAGGCCAGGUGCCAUGGCCGGCCAGGUGGGCUGUGGAGUGGGCUCCCUGCCCCUCUCUGCCUGUUCUGGACUGUGUUCUGGGCCUGCUGAGGACGGCAGAGCUGGUGUCCAUCCAGCACCGACCAGCCCUGAUUCCCCGACCACCG